GCGGCAAGAUGGCGGACAGUGCGGAACUAAAGCAAAUGGUUAUGAGCCUUAGAGUUUCUGAACUGCAAGUACUUCUGGGUUACGCGGGGAGGAACAAGCACGGACGAAAACACGAACUUCUCACAAAAGCACUGCAUUUGUUAAAGGCUGGCUGCAGCCCUGCUGUACAAAUGAAAAUCAAAGAACUCUAUAGGCGAAGGUUCCCUCAGAAAAUCAUGACACCGGCAGACUUAUCUAUCCCCAGUGUACACUCAAGCUCCAUGCCAACGGCUUUGUCUCCGUCAACCAUUCCACAGCUCGGUUAUGAUGGGCACCCUGCCACGUCACCGUUGCUUCCCGUUUCACUUCUGGGACCUAAACAUGAACUGGAACUCCCCCAUCUCACAUCUGCGCUCCACCCUGUCCACCCCGACAUCAAACUCCAAAAAUUACCUUUUUAUGACUUGUUGGAUGAGCUGAUCAAACCUACCAGCCUAGCAUCAGAUAAUAGUCAGCGAUUUCGAGAAACCUGCUUUGCGUUUGCACUGACGCCGCAACAAGUGCAGCAAAUCAGCAGUUCAAUGGAUAUUUCUGGGACCAAAUGUGACUUCACAGUACAGGUCCAGCUAAGGUUUUGUUUAUCAGAAACCAGUUGUCCACAAGAAGAUCACUUCCCACCCAAUCUGUGUGUGAAAGUAAAUGGGAAACCAUGCAGCCUUCCAGGCUACCUUCCACCAACCAAAAAUGGUGUUGAACCAAAGCGACCUAGCCGACCAAUCAACAUUACCUCACUCGUCAGAUUAUCAACGACAGUACCAAACACAAUCGUUGUUUCGUGGACUGCAGAAAUUGGACGAAACUAUUCCAUGGCAGUUUAUCUUGUAAAGCAGCUGUCCUCUACGGUGUUACUGCAGAGGUUGCGAGCGAAAGGAAUACGGAACCCUGAUCACUCUAGAGCACUAAUUAAAGAGAAGCUAACUGCUGAUCCUGACAGUGAAAUAGCAACAACGAGCUUAAGAGUCUCUCUGCUUUGUCCACUUGGAAAAAUGCGGCUCACUAUACCAUGUAGGGCCCUGACUUGUUCACACCUGCAGUGUUUUGAUGCCACUCUGUAUAUUCAAAUGAAUGAAAAGAAACCAACCUGGGUUUGCCCUGUCUGUGACAAGAAGGCUCCCUAUGAACAUCUCAUUAUUGAUGGGUUGUUCAUGGAAAUCCUGAAGUAUUGUACAGACUGUGAUGAAAUUCAGUUUAAGGAGGAUGGAUCGUGGGCUCCUAUGAGAUCAAAGAAGGAAGUGCAGGAAGUAACUGCAUCUUACAAUGGAGUUGAUGGAUGCAUAAGCUCUUCCUUGGAACAUCAGGUGUCUUCUCACCAACAGUCAAAUAAAAAUAAGAAGGUAGAAGUGAUUGAUUUAACCAUUGAUAGCUCAUCAGAUGAAGAGGAGGAAGAGCCAUCUGCGAAGAGAAGCUGUCCCUCUAUAUCUCCAGCAUCACCGUUAAAUAAUAAAGGCAUCUUAAAUUUACCGCAUCAAGCAUCUCCUGUGUCAAGAACACCAAGCCUUCCUGCUGUUGACACCAGCUACAUCAAUACAUCACUUAUCCAAGACUACAGGCAUCCGUUCCACAUGACACCUAUGCCUUAUGACUUGCAAGGUUUAGAUUUCUUCCCUUUCCUGUCGGGAGACAAUCAGCAUUACAACACAUCCCUUCUUGCCGCUGCAGCUGCGGCAGUUUCCGCAUCAGAUGAUCAAGAACUCUUACACUCUCGUUUUUUCCCAUACACUUCAUCUCAGAUGUUUCUCGAUCAGCUGAAUGCAGGAGGAAGCAGUUCUCUGCCAGCCACAAAUGGUAGCAAUAGUGGCAGUAACAGCAGUCUUGUUUCCUCCAACAGCCUGCGAGAGAAUCAUGGUCAUCCAGUAGCAAGUAGGAGCAGCACGGACACGGCGUCUAUCUUUGGUAUCAUACCAGACAUUAUUUCAUUGGACUGAUUUUUGGAGAAAACGAACUCGUCAAAGGAAAUCUUUGUGCUUGGUUUUACUUUAUGUUAGAAACAUAGACAAGUUUUUUUUCCUUUUUUAGGGAAAAAAAUUUAUGUGUACAGAGAACAAAAGUAUAUUUUCAGUUUUACUUUUGUAUAUAAACCUAAGAUGGCUUCACUGGUAAAAAUAAGAAAAAAAAACACAAAACAAAAAAAUUUAAGAAAAACAAGGAGCUUCAGUUCAUUUUUAUGGAUGCUGAAGAUUUUACACCUGUGCAUUUGUCAUGUGAGUUACUUUUUUUUUUUCCCAUAGUUUGGACACAAAUGGCAUUAUUUUCUUCACAGUAACAUAAGCAGAAAAGGAGCUGAACUUUUGAAGUUCAUACUUGUGAGAGGAGUUUUUCUCCUCUUGAAGUUAUUUACCUUCGGUGGAAUGUAAUUCCCCCAUCCCAUAUUUAGUGCAGAUUUUAUUGUGCUUGAAGCGGAUUAAACCCUACCCCCAGCAUCCCCUCUUUUUGCAGGACAUAGCCUUUCAGGAGUGGGUUUGUUUUUUGGGUGUUUUUAUUGUCAUUUCUGGUUCGACGUGAUCCUCUAUUUUGUUUAAUUCCAUGCUUUCAUUAAGCAUGUUGCAGGCUCAUUAGUGCACCAAUUAUUCUUGAGGGCCAGACUCAAUAAAAUCUCAGGCUGAGGAUUUACUUGGCUGUGCUUAUGUGGGACGAGACAGAGAAUUUUUAUAGAAUCUAGCCCCAAAUUAAGGCAUUGACCCAUUGGACUGUGGGGUUUUGUUUCUAAGAACUUACUAGUAAAUCCUUUUAAAGCAGCAUAAGAUCCUAAUCAGCAAAAUAUUAAGCAUGUGUCAGUUUUAACUUUGUGGAACUGCUUGUGCUUUGAAGUUAGCCAUGCGUGUAUAAACGGCCUGUUGAAUUGAGGCCUGUCUUGUUCCGUCUGGAGAAACCUUUUUGUCGCUGCCGUAGAUCAAAUUCCUGCUUAGAAGUGAACUUGUCAACAAAAAGGAAGCAAAUACAAAUACCAACACACUAUUGCAUGGUUUGUGCAGCUGAUAACGGCCUUGGUACGCUGUCUUCUGAGUUUACCUUCAUCAAAAUGAAUAUUAAAUGUUCAGCGUGAGUCUCUUAAACCAAAAACCAACCCGAUAAAAAAGCCCCACCCUGGAGCCCAGUGCUCAAAUGUGUUGCUACCUAUUGAAGUCUGUUAGGGUAGUGGGUUGCAAAAUUCAGUUUUCUCUUUUUGGCCUUGUAGUUAUUUUAGUUUCCCUGAUUUCUCUGUCCGCUUCUGUUGAACUUUGAGCCAUACGGACUUCCUGGUUUCUUUUCUCUCUUAUUUAAGUUGUGCAUGACAUAGGAAAUCCUUUUUUUUAGAACUGGUAGGUCAUUUGGGCUGAUCUGUUCUUAUUAAAGAGUGAAAUUGUAAAUAGCUGGAAUGCAGUUUUUCAGGAGAUUCUUUAAAGUAAGAGAAGGGAGAGGGAAAGAAGCAAUUCUCUUGUGUCCCAAAGUCCACAUCAGAGAGAGUAAAUAGUUCCUCUGGUGUGAAAAAUAUUUUUAUAACUGGUUGAAAGUGCAGGUGACAAGUUUAUCAGGAAAGAGAGGUAAGGAAUACUAAAAUUAGCAGAUUCUUGUCUUAGUUCUUAAUGUCCAAACCUGUUGAUUGCAGCUGGUUGCUUUGAGCAUUGACAAGGGCCACCUUUUGCCUAUGACGUUGUCUCAAAAUCUUGCAUUGAUUAAAAAAGAAAAAAAAAGGAAAAAAAAGCAAAAAACGUAAAAAAAAUCUUUAAUCCAAGUAGCAUUAGGUAUUGCUGUAUGAUCAGUCGUAUGGUUAUUUGAAAGGUUCACAUUAUGUGGCAUCAAAAUUGUUUUUAGUGUUUUUACAGCAUCCCUCUGCCACUAAAUAGUUGACUUGAAUUUUGAAAGCAAAUGUUCGUGUUUAUAUGUAUAUGUGUGUGUAUAUAUGUAUUUAUAGAUCCGUGUGUGUGAGUUCAAAGUGAGUUAAAUAGUUUUUCCCAUGCAUGUGUAUUUCAUACAUAUCUGGCUGAUAUAUAUAUAUUUCACCAUACACCAAUUUUAUAAUUUAUUAAAUGUCAGUUAAAAAAAAAAUAAAAGGAUAGAAAAUGGGAAAUACUUAUUUUUUAAGCUCAGUCUGAUUUUGAAGUGAUUAAACCUACAUUAGGAAUAUAUCUCAUACAUUUUAGUCAUGAAUACUAACCUGGUAACUUCAGAGCAUAUGCUUUGCUGUAAUACCGUUUGUAAAUCCGGAGUAUGACUGCUGUCGGUGUAACUGAGAGCACGCGCGUCCCCAGCUUCCGAAACACCUCCGCGAAAGUCGGGAGAGCUUGUGGCUGUUUUACUGAUGAUUGUGGCAAUGUUUCCAUGGACUGUAUUGUUAACGAUGACCUGGAGAGCAGCUUUAUGUCACUUUUGACAAUGGUAUUAAAAUCUUGUUAAUUCACAUAUAAAAUUAAACGUGGCAAGCGUGUGGUCGCACCGAAUCCGGCAUCUCUGUGCCUGUGUUAGCUUUUGAAAGUAAGGUCAGCCGCAGACAUCUUCCAUUUCAGUCUGAGGGGAAGGAAGGCUGUUCAGUUCACCGUUGUAGUUUUCUAACCUCGUUGCUCUACAAAGAAGGGAUGGAACUGUUCUGGAGUCCUCCUUUGUGGUAUGAGUCCCAUAUGCUUUGUGAGUAUUCCUGUUUCAUGCUACAGUGUUCUUUAUAGUUGAUAAUUCUCUGUGCCUCUGACCACAGUUAACAUUGCUUGGUAGAAGUCUCAGUCUGAGUUCUUGACAAGUUCCCUGCAGACGUUGCUCCAGACCUCGGUCUCCGUUGGUUUGCAUGUUACCAGAGAUGCAGUGAAGCAGCCUGGGGGCUGCAGUGCUGCUCCCUUUGCUGCCCGUUGCACGGUUGCUGCCAUCCUUAGGCUGGUGGUUUCUUGUCCUCAAGUUCUUCCACUGGAGAAGCGGGCUGUGCGCACACGUGUGCGUGUGUGUCCAUGUUACGCGCAGUGCUAUGUGUGUAUAUACCUACACACAAAUACAGCUACGUAGAAGUUCCAACAGCAGGGUGGAAGUGGCUUUGAAUCGCUCUUAAGGGCAUUACUGCUACACCUUUAGAAGAUGAAAACCACGCUAAACUCUAACCUAUGCCGUGCGUUAAAAACUGUGUAGCACUUCCAUAGCAUAGACGUGACAGCAGAUCCGGGUGUGCCCCUUCGUCUCCUCAGCAAGGAUUCAAUACACCCUUCAAGGAUGGGAUGACUGCUAGAUUGUCACUGGACUCUCGGACCUGCCUCCCAACGCAGAGCUAAGGACUGUGAGGAGAACGUUUGGAUAACGAAUUCUUUGGUGCAGUUUAACAUUUCAGGGUUUUAAGCACAUUUUUAAUAGAAAGGAUUUUGUUUUGUCAGUGUAACUGUUUUUUCUUUUCCUUUUUUUUUAACAGAGCUUAGAUUUCUAACAAGGGAAAAUUGCUGGUGGUCCCCGAAAGUGCUGCUGUUAAUUGUUUUAAUUAACAAAGGGAAAAAAAAUGUAUAUAAGCAGAAUAUUAAAAAUACCAUUAAUUCCAUGAAUUUAUAUCUGUCAUUCAUUGCCUUAAAACUUUCUCUUUGUUUCCAUACGGCAUGCCAAAACAGUAAAUGGCUUUUAAAAAUGUAUAGUAGACCAAUGUCAGUUUGUAUAAAAGUACCGAGUGAAAAUAUUUAUUAUAUGCAUUGGAAAAAAAAAUUGUUUACCUAUUGAAUGUUACCUGUUUAUGUAGAAAU
This is a messenger RNA of Cuculus canorus (common cuckoo), 5720 nucleotides long. RefSeq names its product protein inhibitor of activated STAT 1 (gene PIAS1). Gene Ontology annotation, molecular function: transcription coregulator activity; zinc ion binding; SUMO ligase activity. The coding region runs from base 9 to 1964 and encodes 651 amino acids. The transcript is spliced from 14 exons. Gene Ontology annotation, biological process: protein sumoylation; regulation of transcription by RNA polymerase II. Lineage: Eukaryota; Metazoa; Chordata; Aves; Cuculiformes; Cuculidae. The record is from RefSeq and is a predicted model, not a curated record.